AGCAAAGGGCAGGCGCCGCCUGCAGUUGCCAGACGCUUUACGGUGACGCGACAGCAGUGCGUUGACGCGCUGAUGAGCCGCGGCCUCCACGUCUUAAGUUCCGCAAAGGCCUGUGGGAGCGACCCGGGAGAAGGAGGGCCAAGAUGGCGAAAGCGGCAGAGUCUUCGGGAGAGCCGGGGACAACGUCGCCCAGGCCCCUGUUUGCAGGCCUUUCUGAUAUAUCCAUCUCACAAGACAUCCCUGUGGAAGGAGAAAUCACCAUUCCUAUGAGAUCUCACAUUCGGGAAUUUGACAGCUCCACGUUAAAUGAAUCUGUUCAGAAUACUAUUAUGCGUGAUCUAAAAGCUGUUGGGAAAAAAUUCAUGCAUGUUUUGUAUCCAAGAAAAAGUAAUACUCUUUUGAGAGAUUGGGAUUUAUGGGGCCCUUUGAUCCUUUGUGUGACACUUGCAUUAAUGCUUCAAAGAAGCUCUGUAGAUAGUGAAAAGGAUGGAGGGCCCCAGUUUGCAGAAGUCUUUGUCAUUGUCUGGUUUGGUGCAGUUACCAUCACCCUCAACUCAAAACUUCUUGGAGGAAACAUAUCUUUUUUCCAGAGCCUCUGUGUGCUGGGUUACUGUAUACUUCCCUUGACAGUGGCAAUGCUGGUUUGUCGGUUGGUGCUUUUGGCCGAACAAGGACCAAUAAACUUCAUGGUCCGGCUUUUUGUGGUGAUCGUGAUGUUUGCAUGGUCUAUAGUAGCCUCUACAGCUUUUCUUGCCGAUAGCCAGCCUCCAAACCGCAAAGCCCUCGCCAUUUAUCCUGUUUUCUUGUUCUAUUUUGUCAUCAGUUGGAUGAUUCUCACCUUCACUCCUCAGUAAAUCAGGAAAUGGAAAUUAAAAACCAGUGAAUUGAAAGCUCGUCUGAAAGAUGCAAUUUACCAUUGAGCUUUGCCUGUGGCCCUCUUUUGUCUAAUUUUGGAGAUAUUUUGAGAUGAAAGGGGAGCCAUAAAGCACCAUCACCAUUUAUGUAAGGAACUGGUGUUUGAAAGAUUGUCCUUUUCCUCUUAAUGUCAUUUCUUGAAAAUACAUAGUAUACACAGUAUAGUGCUGCCUUAAGGCAUAAUAGGGUCACUGUGGUCCAUUUGCGUGACAACCAAUGAUUUGGAAAGCACAUGGAUAUAUCCUGCAAGUUGAGUAGAAUUAGUAACUGUAUUUUCAGUUUUGAGAAUACCAGUUCAGGUGCAGCUCUUAAAUACAUUGCCUUAUGACUAUUAGAAUAUGCCUCUCUCUUCAUAAAUAAGAAUCGAUAGUCUGUAUCCAUUUCCUUUUAUUUCUCUCUUAGGCUUAAAAAGGCAAUGACAGAGGUUGGGAAGGGGGUUCAUAACUGGGUAUGAGAAAACAUGCAUCAUGCAUCAACCAGUGUUCAGAUUUUGACAGGGGAAAAUUCUACACUUGUUGCUUUUUUAAAAAGCAAAGGACAGCUAAAGAAUUGGCUUCUUUAGUCUUUCCAUAUAGUCACCUUUCUGCCAUGCUUAACAGCACCUCAGUGACACUCUAAUUUUUAAUCUUACCCCCCUAGCUCUGAAUAUGCAAACUGUUCGCAGUUACCAUAUAAUUACUCUAAUUUUUAAUCUUACCCCCCUAACUCUGAAUAUGCAAACUGUUCACAGUUACCAUAUUAUUUUCCUUUGAUUAAAGCUCUCUGUGGACCAGUGCUUGAACUUAUCCAGGUGGAAGACCUCAGAAAUUUAGAUUGAUAGGUCCUUCAUGCAUAUUAUCACGUGGGCACUUUGUUCUUAAUAGUAGGAGGUAGUUUGGAUACAGCAUAGCUCUAAACAAUUAUUCUGCAUAGUCUGGCCUCUAACUAGAAAGUAAAGCUAAAUCAGAAGCCUGCACUUAACCAUGUGAACAUGGAGGGAUUUAGUGUUCUGAUGGCUGGUUCACAAAACAGCUAGAUGCUUAGAGCAUGACGUAGGAUGAGUUGGGUUUACAGCUGCCACCUUUUCAUAGUGGGCUUAGCAGUUUUUUCAUUAGAUGUGCUUCUCAGAUUGGGGAAUAGCAAUUUAUUUUCUUGGUUUUAGACUUUAUUUGUAAAGCUAAUUAACUCUUCUUUAGACAAGUACUUUUUUUGCAUGUGUGCACCUGCUUGUAUUCUCAGCUAUUUAUACACACAAGUGUGAGGGCUUUUCAGGAAGCAGAGUGUCUGGAAAGGCUGAUUUCUAAGCUAAACUGGGCUCCUUUCAGGUAAUAUGAGCUACUGCCUUCUAUAAAUUGCACAUUGAAGAACUCUUAAUAGACAAAAGAUUAGGAGUCAGCAGACAGCAUCCACUGUAUAUACAGUUACUUAUAAAGAUAGGAAUUUAUUCCACAUUUUUUCUUUAUCAUGGAAUUUAAAUAUUUAUUCAUUUUGUAUCUAAAGACUAUCUACACAUAGAUAUAUAAUUUUAAAAACGUAUUUUCUCCAUUCUCAGCUUAACUAAGAACAAUACUAGGACAAAUGUGUUCUUGGAGUGAUAUUAAAUUACAGAGCGUUACAAAGUUGAUUCCCUCUGUCCCAGCCUUGUCCAGAGUUUUUGUUUAUAUCUUUAUUUCAGCUUCCCUUCUAAAUUUUAAAAUAAAUCUUGUGAGCACAAAGCCAAUGUUUCAGUCUUGAAGUGGUAAAGAAAAUAUUUUGAAACUGUUUCUGACUGGUCCAAAAAUAUCAUCCAUUUCCAUUGUCUGAAAUUUUCUAAUUUCUUACCAAAAACAUCUUUCUUCCAAAGUUAUUUCAUACUCUGUCCCAAUGGUUAUAGUGUAAAAUUAAAAAAAAAAUAAUCAUGUUUCUCAAAAGGGAAUUAUCUGCUGGAUUUUAUUCAGGCUAAAUAUUUUGGUCAGAAAUUUUUAGGGCCACAACUGGAGUAGGGGUUGUGUGUGUGUGUGUGUGUGUGGGGGGGGGUUAUACAUAUUGGGUGUUAAGGCAGCUUGUUCUGUCUAUUAACCUGUUGCUCUUUGGUGACUUGAAGAAUGGUUUUAUUUGAUUUAAAUGAAAGUGGGUAAAAUGGAGAUUAUGUUUCUCAAAAUGAAUGAUCAGUUUUGUGGCAUAAAUUAUAUUUUCUUAAUAUAUGAAAAAAAAGUGCAUUGCUUUCUGUGGCAGAAGACCUGAUUAUCUGGAAGUUGUAACCCUCAACACAGCUUUCCCUGAUUUGCUGCAAAGGCACAUGGCUAAUUAUAGAAAGAAAGACUAGAAUAGAAGGGGAUUUUAACAAAGGAAACCCUGUUCCAAGAAUUGGGAAGUUUCAUGCUUUAGAUGAAACUCAAGUGUGUGAGCAUCAUUACCAAAUGUGGUGGAUCAUUGCCACGUGUGGUGCAUCACUACUGUCGUGGCUUAUCAUUUGCUGCUCUUGCCUCUGAGAUUGAGCCUCCACUGUCAUAUUCUUUAGCAAUAGGAAGGGUAAAGACUGGAUUUAAUCGCUGUUCAGAUUAUAAAAACUCAACUGAUGCAAAUGUAUUUGUGCCAUGUAGUCGUAAAUGUCAGUCAUACCAUUAAUUUUCAAGUCUUUUGCAUCUUAAAAGGCUUAUUACAUGAAUUCAAUUGGAUCUUUUUAUUGUGAUGGGGGUUUUGUUUUGUUGGGCAAGGUGGGCUUGUCACAGAGCAUGGGACUGGUAAGCAUUUAACUGUUUACUAUAUUUGUCUUUUUAUAAAUAUUCCCCAGAUGUGGUGAGAAGGUUAGCAAGACUGUAUAUGAAGAUUUAAUUGUAUACUUCUUAUAAGCUAACUACUUACUGUACCUGGACUUCCUGUUUAUUCCUGGAGAUGAAAAUGAAAAUCUCCUGUCAUUUGAAAUCUUUGGGUAACAUCAAAUCAUUGAAAUUUAUCUGAAUGCUAUCAUGAUAUGAUCAGACAUCCAUUGCAUGCAGCUGUUCUAUUCCAUGUAAAAUACUGACAUUGUUAUUCUUUAUUAGACUGUUAAUUUCUGAGACAAUUUGGAUAGAAAUAAAUGUGUGAAUGUUAAUAUAUGUAAAUUAGAAAUACUUUUCUAGAUUCUGUGGGCUUUUAUUGAAAGUAAAGAAUUUCUAGUGAUUUACUCAGGCCAUAGGAUGGCCAUAUAAUAAUAAUAACAGUAAUAUUACUACUAAUAAUGGUUAACAUUUAUUGGACACUUACAUUGUGCCAGGCAAUAUUCUAUUUUUUUAAGAAUUUUUUUAUAACAGCUUUGUUGAGAUAUACUUUACCAAAUUCACCCUUUUAAAGUGUUAUACAAUUCAGUGAUUUUUCAGUAUUUUCACAUAAUUGUGUAAUUAUCACCACUCUCAUCUUAGAACAUUUUCAUCACUUCACAGUAAAAUCCCAUAUCCAGUAGCAGUCACUUCCUCUCCCACUUCUCCCCAGCCUCUGGCAAUCACCAGUAUGCUUUCUGUCUCUGUGGAUUUGGCCAGGCACUAUCAUUAAGUGCAUUUUAUAUAUCUCCUUUAAUCCUUAACAUAAAAUGCUACAGUUCUUAUUUUACAAGUAGAAAAUUGAGUCACAGAAAGUUAAGUAAAUUGUCCAAGGGCAUGCAGUAAAUUGAUUUAAAAUAGGAAAACGUGGGGUGCCUGGGUGGCUCAGUCGGUUAAGCAUCUGACUACUGCUCAGGUCAUGAUCUCAUAGCUCAUGAGUUCGAGCUCUAUCUUAGGCUCAGUGCUGACAGCUCAGAGUCUGGAGCCUGCUAUGGAUUCUGUGUCCUCCUCUCUCUCUGCCCCUCCCCUCUUCACGCUCUUUCUGUCUCUCAAAAAAUAAAUCAACAUUAUAAAAUUUUAAAAAAUAAAGUAGGAAAACACCAUAGAUGGGAGCAUAGUAGGACCAGUUUUGAAUUGCAUUGUUAUGUACAUGAAAUGAAUGUACCCCUUUCCCAGGGUAUGCUCCCUGUCAUUAACCAUUAUACCCUACAACUGACUAGAGAUAGAUAACUCAUUCUUUUUUUCCCCUGAGUAAUAGAACACUAUAUUAGCAUCUGAGAAAAACACAAGAGCAGGUGUACAUUGGAGUUAGGUUUGCUGCCCCCUGCACCUUGAAUCCCUUUUCUCUCCCUUCUCCCCACCAGCACACACACCCCUCCCCCAAAUUCCCAAAGUCUUAAGAGUCAAACGGACUUCUGCCUCUUUCAUCUUAAAUCUUCCAUAGGGAUGUUUAAUGCAUCAAAAUUUAACCUGUUUAUUCAGGUGUUUAUAGUCCUCAGAUGCAUCUAGUCACCUAUAGUACCAUUUAUAUUUCUAAGACUUCAGAAAGCAGUACUGUGAGAAUAAAAUCCUUUUUUUAUUUUGGUUAAACUAGGUGGGGAAAAUAACAGUAAGGGCAUUGCCUUAAUGAAGUCAGUGGUUCUGCCUGGUAGGACGUGGCCACAUGCUGCUAUUGCUCACUCUGUUCUCUUUAUUUCAGAACUUUUUAAACUAUGCCAUCACUGCUGGUAAUUUCUUGGUCCUCUUUAGUACUCCAUUUCAAUCCUGAUCUUUCCUAUAAAUAAUGAACCUGUGGAAAUAAUAAAUCUGUAAAAUGAUUUGUGAAUGUUAAAUGUGCAAAUAAAAACACUGGAAAAGGA
Messenger RNA from Panthera uncia (snow leopard), 5530 nucleotides. RefSeq names its product Yip1 domain family member 6 (gene YIPF6). NCBI's taxonomy places the organism in Eukaryota, Metazoa, Chordata, Mammalia, Carnivora, Felidae. The transcript has 7 exons. Gene Ontology annotation, biological process: endoplasmic reticulum to Golgi vesicle-mediated transport. The coding region runs from base 144 to 854 and encodes 236 amino acids. Gene Ontology annotation, cellular component: trans-Golgi network; membrane. The record is from RefSeq and is a predicted model, not a curated record.